Messenger RNA from Cyprinus carpio (common carp), 2584 nucleotides. Its product is annotated as protein EURL homolog. The transcript has 4 exons. The record is from RefSeq and is a predicted model, not a curated record. NCBI's taxonomy places the organism in Eukaryota, Metazoa, Chordata, Actinopteri, Cypriniformes, Cyprinidae. The coding region runs from base 1 to 852 and encodes 283 amino acids.
AUGAAGCCGGAAGAGUCCACGAAUCCCUCUCACCCCAACAAAACUCCAGAGGAGGAAAGUGGUCGUAUCUGCGUUGCUGAACUCACCAGCCACAAAAACACAUUGACAGCCACAAUGGUACCUGGUGUAUCCAGUGCCACCCUGCUGCACUCCAAAUCUCUACGUGGGCAUAGAGACUGCUUUGAAAAGUACCAUCUCAUCGCCAACCAGAAGCUCUCCCGCGCCAAGGCCUCCCACAGCACAUAUGAGGGCGUGAAGCGGGCUCUGAGCCAGCGAAUCAACCGCAUUGUUCAGUACGCCCAGAACAGAGACUCCGUAACUGCUGAGACACCUGGGCGCUGGGGGGCCCAAACAGAUCUGUGUCACACUCAGCAGGGCGGCAGGAAGCUCGUGCCCCAGUCCGAUGCCCAAGUUCCCCGUUACGCCCCACGAUGGGCAGAGGAGGUGUCGAUGGCGGAGUCAGAGUAUGGGAAAACCAUGCUGGACUGCCAUUCUGCAGAGAAGCUUGGUCUCGGCCUGCUGCAGGGCUCACGCCAGGGACUGUGGGCUGGAGAGAGACACCACCCACAAGAACAGCAGAACCGAGAGCAAAGGAGACACACGGGACACAGGCGAGAAGAGCUGGUGAGGAUGAGUGUGGAGGAGCUUCACCAGCUGAACGAGCAGCUACUGCUACAGAUACAAAAUGUGUUUGAGGAGCUGUCUGUAGCUGCGCAGGAGAAGGACUCUCUUUCUUCAGAGCUGCAUGUACGGCACAUAGCCAUCGAGCAGCUCUUUAAAAACUGCGCCAAGCUGCCGUGGCUCCAGAUCGGGCGGGCGGGGGUCAAAGCUGGCAACAACCCAGUGGAAUGAGUGCUUCUCGGUACAACAGAGUCCCUCAAAGACCAAACAGGAAAGCGCAGCUCCAAGCAGACUCUCACGGAAGCUCAGAGCUCAAACGGACCGGAAACGCACAACACUGUGCUAAUGAGUUUAAGGUCACCUCGCUCUAAAAGGUGGCAUCUGAAUUGACUUUUUGCAGACCUGUCCAAAGUGUUUCUAUGCAGAAUGAGGUGUUUUUAAAACUUUACAAUUUUAUUUUCUUUUUUUAUUGCAUUCAUUAUAUGUUCAUCUUCAUAUCACUGUUUACUCUUUACACUUGAUCAUUUAGGGUGCUUAAUAGACUUGGAUGGGUCUGACAGUGUUCCUCCUGCAUGUUACGUUCAGUGUUUGUUUUUGGUUUUGGUGUGGUGUCUGUUGCUUAGUUAACAGUUUUCCCUCCCUCUGCUCAUUGCAUUAAUGACUGUAGUUGUCCCAUUACUCUAAGGCACAUUUCUCCUGUUGUUCUGAAGUUCAGCACAAAUGCUUUAGUGGAAGUUUACAUGUCUUUUGUUAUUUCACUCUUAAAACUGUGUUCUGACAUUUCAUAGGUGCUUUCCCCACCCCCAUCACGACAUUUCACGGGUUAUGAUUAAGAAAAUAGCAGUUUGGACAUUGAAGUUUCAGCUGGUAUAGUUUGGUCUUUCACAAGUGUUAAGCACAGGCCUAAUUUUGAUUUAGGCUUAACUCGGUGCUGGGAUUAAUAUUGGAGUGAUAGAAAUGCUCAACCAAAGCCUUUGUUACCACAUGGUAACAACUAUUUCAGUAUUUAUUUUAUGGCAAUUAUUAGCUUGUUACAAAUAUUUUAAACCUUUGGUUUUAAUUUCUGUAGUUUUUAGAGGUUGUUUUCUUGUGCUAUUAUAGUGUUUAGGGUCCAUGCAUAAACUGAAAGAAUAGUCAGGGGAAAGUGAGCCUUUACUCUGCUGCCUUGAUUUCAGAUCAGACUGUGUUGCCACCUGCUGGUCACUCAGAGAAUCCUGUCCACUUGCUGCCCUGAUGUGUGCAUGGUGAAGUCUAUUAUCUUUAGAAUCUUAAAAUAAAAAAUAAAUGCAUACUUCAACGUUGUUUUAAGAAAUUAGCUAGGUAUUUUGAAUUCUCUUUAUAAGAGCUACAUAUUCGACUGACCCCUCUGGGGUUUCUAAGGAUAUUUUAUUUUGUAUGAAUGUAUUCUGUCAUUUUGGUUAUGCUCUGAGAGGUCACGUCCGCAAACUGUCUCUGUGAGUAGUGAUGGAUAAAUUGUCGAAAAGAAGCAAUAUGUGUCUGAAGUGUUUGCUUUUUGUAAAAAUGUUUUCAUGUUUUCAUCUUUUUUAAGGUUCACUCUGUGAUUUGGCAUACAGGAGGUUGGAGUUGGUUAAAUAAUGAAGCACACUGCCCAAAUGUUUGUUUGCUGUGGAAAUACUGAAUGAACUACAUGAGUUGGACGAGUUUCAUGUUUGUCUCGAGUGUGUUGCAUAUGUAGGCCAUGUGUUUAAAUGUUAACUUGAAUAUGUUAGUGUUAUUGGAUGUUUUAUUCUUUUUCUCUCAUGUUUAUGCAAUGCUUGUCUUAUUAUCCCCCCUUAUCAUAGAUUGAGUUAGUUUUUUGUUCUCUCCAGUGGCCUGUGUUAUGUGACUUUCAAGUGGUUUAUGCAAUACUGUUUGUUAGUGGAUCUUCACAUCGGUUUAGAAGAUUUGAAUUGAUGUGCACAUUUUCAUUUUAGGGAAUAAAUAAAAAUAUUUUUCCUAAAAA